This is a messenger RNA of Anguilla rostrata (American eel), 9838 nucleotides long. It is a transcript of the gene slc16a13, whose product is annotated as solute carrier family 16 member 13. The record is from RefSeq and is a predicted model, not a curated record. Gene Ontology annotation, cellular component: plasma membrane. Gene Ontology annotation, biological process: monocarboxylic acid transport; transmembrane transport. NCBI's taxonomy places the organism in Eukaryota, Metazoa, Chordata, Actinopteri, Anguilliformes, Anguillidae. Gene Ontology annotation, molecular function: monocarboxylic acid transmembrane transporter activity. The coding region runs from base 3238 to 4746 and encodes 502 amino acids. The transcript is spliced from 6 exons.
UGUCUGUGUGUAAGAAAGAGAGAGAGAGAAAAAAUCAACUGCAUGAAACAUGCCUAGUAGAGAAAAGUGUAUUUAAAAGAUAACUGCAGCAAUUUCUCAUUCCCUUCUGUCAAUGCAUGUCAGUAAAGAGCUGUGAAAUUCGAGCUUGUACAAGCAGGAAUUAAACAUCUGUGAAUAACUUUAAAUUUAUGGCUAUCCACUGGUUGUGGUAUUGAUUGGAGUACCUUGUCAUGGAUUUGAUUGUCCUAACUGCACAGAUGAGUUAGAUGUGUAGUAGUUGAAUGCAGUUUGGUUCAGGCCCAUAUUGUAUAACAUCUAAGAUAGGAGUGUAGUUGGGAGUUUAGUAGUGUAGUAGUUUAGUAUAAUGGUGACAGUGUAGUAUAAUGGGUAAGGAGUUGGUCUUGUAAUCUAACGGUCACAGGUUUGAUUCCCGGGUAGGACACUGCCAUUGUACCCUUGAGCCAGGUACUUAACCUGCUUUGCUUCAGUAUACAUCCAGCUGUAUAAAUGGAUGCAAUGUUAAUGCUAUGUAAAAAAAAAAAAAAGUUGUGUAAGUCGUGUCUGCUAAAUCCCUGUAAUGUAAUUAUCAGCUUUUCAUUUCUUAAGCUGGAAUAUGGACAGGGGAGUUCUGAUGCUCUGAGACACUCCAUAUAUGAGCCCAGAACUGAUCAUUGGUAAAGGCAAUCCCAACAAAGGAGGCAAUAAAACGAUGCACUUUGGUUUUUAAUAUUGAUAAUAAUGAUUAUUUCCUGGUCUCCCUAUAUGUAAUGGAUGGUUUAUUAGGAGGCCCAUCGCUGCAUUUUCCACCAUUAGUUCAUGCGAGAGCAGGCAAGCAUGCCUUUCUUGCUGCCUCUGAUUUUGUGAAACUCAUUAUGUUGGAGGAAUUUACUUCAUUUGCUGCAGAUGCAGACUGAUGUCAGAUUCCCAGUUGACCAGAAGAGUAGUCAGCUGCCCCUGGGGUUGCCAGCCACAGUCAGCACUGUCCAGUUUGAGUUCAAUACCAGGCGUUUGGGAGAAAUUGAAACACUUAGAAAGGCCCUUAGCUGCACCAGCCACCUGAAAAGGCUGUGAUGAUUAUAGUUUCGAAUGAAAAGUACAAGAUUAUUUGACUUUUGCUUUCAAUAAUGUUUUAAAGGUGCUUUGCCCUAACUUGUGCAACUUUUUGUUGCAGCUGUAAUUAAAGGUGAACUUUGUCUCACGCUAAAAAAUACAAAUAAAAAAAUAAAAAUACGUUGUUCAAGAUUGAACUGGCCACAGAGUAAGUAAGGUGUGUCCACAUGCCCUGACGCAUUUCUCUGUCUAGUCAUUGUACAUCGGGUCAUUCCCAGCUUAAAUAACCUUUGAGAAAAUGAUGUGAUUUGUCAUGUUUGUGUCCAAAGGUUUUCCAUAAAACAAUCGAUAAUGUGUUAUAUUAUGCAGCCAUAGUCUUGUUCCUCUAUUGAAAAAUACAGUAUUUUUGAUGAAUCAUGAUGAAUCCAGGGAGGGUAUUUUAAAGUUUAAAACUGUCAUUUCAUUUUAACACACUCCCCCAGACAUGGAUUUCGCCAGUUUCAUUCUGUGUAGCCAACGUUAAGAUACAAAGUUGGAAUAUUAUGGGCAAAGGUGAGGGCUUAAGUGAUAUAUCUGCUCCAAAUGCAUCAGCACAAAUUUACUAAGUAAUUUAGUUGUUGUGUUGAAUAUCAGCAGUGCUAUCCAAUAUGUUCUCCAUUAACAGUAGAGAAGCUUUUUGACAUUUUGGAUGAAAUUACAUUAUUACAUAUCACAUAUCACAAAGACAACUGUGAAAGACCCUCUUGCUGUAUUAAAAAAAACUAUCUUUAUAGUUGCAAAAUGUGUUUAAAUGUGAAAUAGGCAAAUUUGCACUACUUCUGUAUCUUGUCAUGUUACUAUAACAAUCCUUAGAUUCAUGAAUGAGCUAUAACUGUCAGUAGUAUAAUAAAUUUUAUUGACUGAUAUGUACUAGUGAAUGGCACGUGCAUAAAACCGUAUCUGUGGAGAACUUGAAGAAGGUGACACUCUUACUACAGAGAAAGGAAGUGAUUCCAUGCAAAGUACUGGAAGGUACACUAGGCACUAUAUUGAUAAGCCACUGCAUAGUGUCACUUAGUCUUACGCAAAAAGACAAAAACCAUGAACAUAUUUUGCCUUUAAAAUGUCAAUAAUUUGAGCAUGUGGAUUCUGAAUAAAUGUAUAUGUAGCAAAUAUCUUGACAAUAUAUAUAUAUUUUCACUAUAGUCCCAUCAGGGUAGACUGCAGCCUACUGAACUGUCAUAAUAUAACUCUGUGCAAGCUACUUACUUCUCCCUCUUACUAUGUCAGAGCAUACUUUCCUUAUUGAGUUAGCGCACACAGCAGGAAGUGCCAUCAUGCUGACUGGCUUAAAUAAGCUCUCACAAAAAUGUUAGGCUAUGUCUAACACGGUUGUUUACGUUUGGCUUUCAGUAUAUUGCAAGCAAGGUACAAACCAAAUAUCUUUUUGCCAUUAGUUUGUUUAUUCUUGAUGUAAUAACACUGUCUACAUUUUGAAUCCACUGGAUAUAAAACUUUCAUGUUUACAAAGCACAACUUAAAGUAUAUAUUUAAGUAUAUGAAAUAUAUGAAGAAUGAAAGGACGAAACCAGCCAGAGCAGUAGUAUUGCUCCCUACUGAGCAAUAUUGCUUCUCCCUCCGCCUUCAUUUUUGUCGGGAUUACGUAAAUCCUUAACACACCAGUAGUUCAAAUCCCUUUUUAAAAAAACACUGUGCUUAGUGUAUUUUAGGGCCUAAUCAACAUGUACUGAAACAUACAGAAAAAAAUGUGCAUACUCUAUCAGGGCUUUUAGGUGGCGAUACCCAGCUAAAUCAGUGCUGGUUUUGAGUGCCAUUAUCUUCCCCACAGACUAGUAAUCUAUUUGUGCCUCUGCUGACAAUGCCAGCACGUAAUUGGCUAUGGCGUCAGCCAGGGUGGAUGUCAACCAGCUGGAUAUUGCCCACCUCGUCAUGCAAUAGGUAGACCUCUGGUCUGAAUAAGCAGCACCACUGGUGGACAGCUGAGUUUUGGAUGAGAUGUGUGAUAGUUUGAGCCUCUCUUGGAUGACAGUGCACUAAAGGGAUGGGCCUAAUUUAUAACUGAGCAUUCAGAAUUAUGGAAGAUCAGUUAAUUCCAGCUGCACUCCAACCUUGCUGGCUUCCGUAGCACUCUGUAGGCCUACCUUGCGACUGCUGCCGGUGGACUUUUAGAUUUGAUUCCCAGCGUCCAUGGCUAAGCCUCAGCCGCAGGCUGGAGACCACCUGUCCUCCCCAGAUGGAGGAUGGGGGUGGGUGGUGGUGGGGGCCCUGUUUAUGGCCUCAGCUCUGGUGUUCGGCCUGCUCAGGAGUCUGGGGGUCUUCUUUGUGGAGUUUGUGCAGUACUUUGAUAAGAGUGCACAGGCCGUGUCCUGGAUAACCUCAAUCGCGGUGGCCAUACAGCAACUAAUGAGUCCAGUGGGCACGGCGCUGUGUAAUGCUUAUGGGGCACGGCCAGUGGUGAUGACAGGCGGCUUUCUGUCUGGCUUGGGCCUCGUUCUGGCCUCUCAGGCCACCUCCCUCACACAUCUUUACCUCACAAUGGGCCUCAUCACAGGCUCUGGCUGGGCCUUGGUCUUUGCCCCUACUGUGGCCUCUGUGCUGCAGUACUUCACCCACCGCCGCUCCCUGGCCAUGGCCCUGGGCUUCACUGGGGUGGGCCUGUCCUCGUUUGCCUUCUCUCCCCUCUUCCAGCUCCUGGUGAAGCUGUACGCCUGGAGGGGGGCGCUGCUCAUCCUGGGGGGCCUCAGCUUCAACAUGAUGGUCUGUGGGGCCCUCAUCCGGCCUCUGCCUGCCCCGAAAGCCUUGGAGCAGAUAGGAAUUGACAAAGAAAAGAAGAAAGCCUCAUUUAGCUCCUUCUUCAAGCGAGCGUUCAUCUACCUCGAGCUCCCACUGAUGGGCGAGCGGGCCUUCCUGACCUACGCCCUGGCCAUCACCCUUUUCAACUGCGGCUACUUCGUGCCUUACGUCCACCUGGUGGCCCACAGCCGGCACGUGGGCUUCUCCGAGUACCAGGCGGCCUUCAUCAUUUCGGCCACGGGCGUGACGGACCUGGUGGGGCGCGUGGUGUCGGGCUGGGUGUCGGACCUGGGCCGGCUGCGCCUGCUCCACGUGCUGUCCCUCUGGACCGGGCUGACGGGGCUGUUCAUGGUGCUGCUGCCCGUCGGCUCCGUCGAGGGCUCCUACGCGGGCCUGCUGGCGAUCAGCCUGGUGUACGGCUUCUGCUCCGGCGCCAUGUCGCCGCUGGUCUUCUCCGCCGUGCCCGAGAUCGUCGGGAUGCAGCGGAUGCUGGGCGCCCUGGGUCUGCUGCAGCUCAUCGAGAGCUUCGGGGGGCUGCUUGGAGCGCCGCUGUCCGGCUGGCUGAAGGAUCAAACAGGCAGCUACAUGGCCUCCUUCCUGGUGGCGGGCGGGUUCAUCAUGGCUGGGACCCUGGUGUUGGCAGCCUUGCCCAACUUCUGGUCCUGCAGUCCACCCCCAGCCCCAAUGAAACAGAGCCACAGCCAGGACAAAAGUCCUGAGUGUGGACUGCAGUACAAUGCCAUCCUCUCUCCAUCCCCGUCUGAGACACAACACAGAACAGGACUGACACCCCCCUCCCAGCGUAGUCUGCAAGACCUUCAGAACUGCCAGCCAGAUCCACAGCUCUCAUUGCUGACCACGCCCACAGCUGAUGAUGACACAGAUCACCCGAAGGUGCUGUGAAAAUAUCGAGAUGGUGAGGCAAGUGGCUGUAGUGGUGAGGUCAAGAGCCUAUUUCCCUUCUUAGAAACGAACGUGCAAAUAAAUGUCAAUGGCCGACAGCGAGCCGGCUACAGUACCAACAGCAGUCACCCGAAUAUCACAGAAUCGCUGUGGGGUGUAAAAAUGAACUGGGUGGUGUUUGGAGGUGUUACAUGUUUGAAAAUUGUGGUCCUGUUUUACAAAAUCACAGUUUUGAAACACAUUGCAGAGAGACCAGCGUUACAACUUUACAAAUAAUUGAGAAUGCAAGUAAAAGAUGAGAGUUUGAAAGCUGAAAGAUAUAAAGCGAGAUGAGGAAAACAGUUCGCUCUCACCACUGCAAUUCAGGAGCCCCCUCCAGUACCCCUUACCGAGAGAAGGCUUGUUUGUUUCCUGUACCCUGAUCUACAUUUGCUUUUAACUAGAAGGAAAGGACAAAUAUUGAUUGAAUCCUGAGGAAUAAUAAUGUAUAAUCAGUACCAUGAAUGGGAUGUUAUGAUAUAGCACAAGAUCAUUUCAUUGCAGCAAUGCAUAACUGUAGUGCACAAAGCUUGGAAGCACCAGUUCACAAUAGGUAACAGCCCCUUUCCUUCAUUGAUUUAUUUGCCCCGUAUCGGAAACCUAUCUACCAUGUCUCCUCAGGUUUGUAAACGCAAUGUCUUAAGGUAUGGUAUCACAUUAUUUGUUGCAUAAUAACAUUGCUGAAUUUUCAAGUAUUUGCUUAAGGACUACAAUAUAUGUCUUCUUUUUCACAAAUUGAAAUUUGUGGUAGAAAUUGCUUAUCAGCUCCUGAUAAGUGUCAGAUAUCAUAGCGGAAGUGUAAUUUAUGAUUUGUUUUAAUCAAUGGACCAAAAAAGGUACAUUACUCUUCUUUGGUUCAGUGUUGUUAUUAUACUUGAACAAAGUCACAUCCUUCUAAAUGAACAAAGUGCAUUCAGGGCUUGCAUGCCCAUGGCAACUUUGAUUGCAUCUUAUCUUAUCUCAUCAAAAUGUUAUUGCACUAAAUGUUAAGAUCAUUUAGCUCAAAUAUUGUAUAUUGAUACUGGAAGCAAUUUACCAAUAACAAAUGAAUAGCGGGAUGCAAAGCUGUCCAUAUCAGUUAUGGAAUUCUACAUCCGGUCAAGUUAUCAUUGCACAAUAAUCACACGUGGUUCGCAGUGAUGGCUGCUCAGGGGGAUGGUCUUACCUAAUACAGUGGACGAUGUAAAACAGAGGGUUUCUGUUGUCUCUGAACUGAGUGCCUUACUUUUCAAAUCACCAAAUUAUAUGCUACAUGUGGUUCCGCCAUGCCAAGAUAUAAAGUAGCUGAGAGCCUCAUCAAGUUAUUUUUAUAUUUUGUGCUCGUGUACAUUGAUGUACUUUUUUGGUUUUUGGUGUGCCAAAAGUAUGUUCUACCUUGCCAGUUCUUCUCUAUUAGCUAAAUAUUAAAAGUAUUUGUACCAAAAACUGUUAGUGUUGACGUAUUUUCAAAGCCCUCUAUAUUCUGCUCAUAUAUCUAAAUGAAGUCUUACUGUACAGCAGAAGCCUCUAAUCGCUUCCGCCCUACAUUCCACUGCCAGCUACUUGUACAGAGUUCAGAGUGCACAGCAUAACUAGCAAAUGUUUUCCAUUUGCAGUUCCAGAGCAUGCAAGGACAUAUAUUUGUGUUUAGAUUGAGUCCAUACUUCCUUUCAACAGGCACCACCCUGCAAUUAAUACAUUAGGCUGUCAUUAUCAUUGACAGGCAUAUGACUGAGAUUGGUCCCUGUGAUACAGUAUGACAGUAUUAACUUUGGUUCACACCCUUUAAUUGCCUAGUUUGGGAUUGUGAAGGUGAAGGUAAAAAAGGGAGUAUUACAUACGUUUUGUACCUUUAUUGAAUUUAAGUGACUGUAGUCUAAAUGCCAAAGUUUUUUCAUCUACCUAGCCAAUUAAUAUUAUGAAUACAUAAAUGUUUGACAUUUGUUUUAUUAUUCAGUAAUGUACACAUCUUUUUAUUAUUAUUCAGAAAUGUAGCCAUUAACAUUGUCCAGAGUUCGUAGUUUAAAUUAGCUAGCUGCUAAGAUUUAUUAAUUUAAAUAUUUCAAUUGUUUUAAUUAUUAAUUCACCAGUGAAUGAAUAACAUGUAGGGCUAGUUUCACUAACUCAGAUUAAACCUAGAGUAGGACUAAAAUGCACUUUGAUUAGGAAAUCUCCUUUCGAAGUGCUUUUUAGUCUUGGAGAAGGCCUAAUCUGGAUUUUAUUGGAAGUCAAUAUUCGCUAACUCUGUUUGGGACUCUAUACUCUUGGGGAUUUAAUUUAUUUAUGUAUUUAUUUUUAACAAAAGGGAAAAGGCACUUAAAAAGCUUUUCCCUUCCACCAAUAAAAGCUGUAGUUUUUGGUCAUGUGAAAAAACCUUUUGGUAUCUAGGGGAAACUAAAAGAUAGUGGCAGCUUUGGUACACAUGGUAGAAAGCUAUUACUUCAGGCAGAUGUAAGAAUAUUUUAAGAUUUUCAGCAUAAAUGACAAGCAUGUCUAAUAAUUUAAUCAGUAUUGUACUAUUUUAACCUAUGAGAUGAAACUUGUUAAAACAAUGAAAACAAUUAAAUACUUAACGCUUACACAUUAAUAAGUAUUCAUUGUGUUAUUUUGUGAUGUUAUGGGCAAUAAAAAGACAUUUUGUCUUAUUAUAGGGAUUUCAGGGGAAAAAUUAUCCCUAAUCGGCUAUAAAGUAAUUUAUAAGUAACAGUCACCCACAUUUCAAAUUUGAAACAUUUUUGGCAGAAUAGACCUAAAGAAACUCAUCAGUGAUUUCACCUGCUAUUUUGUAAUUACUCCCAUAGAGGACUAAAAUACCUACUUUAUAAUCUACCUUUUUGAUAUCUCUAUGGUUGCACAACAAUGGGGCUGAGUGGGUUAUUCAGUGUGCUCAAUGACUUUCAUGAAAAUGCUUCUUGUCAUCCCCUGGCUUUAGGUAUUACCAAGCUAUGACUUCAUAUGUUCCUUAAUCAUCAAAUUGUGUGUAAUUAACAUUUAUUGUACCACAUUUUCUUACUUGUGAGCUCCCAUCUGAUUUCCACUUGCCCUCAAUGGCUGCUCAGUUCCACAGCUUUGUUCAUGGGUAGUGUAAAAAAGCACACAAAAAAUCCAAGCUACUCAUGCAUACCAACCACUGCCUAUAAGUAAUGAAUUAAAACAUGCAAAAUCCAAGUUAAAUCCAAGUCAAACAACACAUCUUAGCUCACACAAAUGAAACAUGUAGGCUAACUUGGCCCUGUGUUUUUUUAUUUUUUAUCUUACCAUCUGAACAAAACAUGGUCAUUCAAACUUUCCCCUAUACUGCAAUACCUAUCUUUACAUUAGCCAGGCCUUCAAACAAAUAAAAACAGUGCUUCCAAAAUUUUAAGCAUAUUUUCAAAUUCUGUUGGUUGAAUGAUCUAUACAUGUAGCAGUUUGCCAUGACUAGAAAGAAAGUUAAACCAAGCAGACUGAUGUACAGCAUGUCUAUAUUUUUUUUAUUGUUAUAAUUGUUAAUAUCACUUCAGUACAAACUUAAAGAGAGGGGUUGGGAGACAGAGCAGAGGCCCACAUAUUCUGCACGUAACACAUCUUCUUGAUGGGCCUUUAACUUGCUGAAACUCAUUUUCCUUAGGCUCAGGGUCAUGCCAAUGGACGGAAGUCCCUGUUCGUAGCUUGCAGUUCUGCCGUAUAUUUUAUUGUGUUUUAUUCCAAAUAUGCCUUAGUUGCCUUGCAAAGUGGAGAUGGACAUUUCUUGUUUUGCUGAUAAUGCAUAUUGUUGCCUACCAUUUAUUUUUGAUUAUAUAGACUGCAAUGUCACUGCAUUUAAGACUGAUGUAAAAGAGCAACUACAGAAUGUAGCCUAUCUCUAAACACAGGACCAUGUUUGGGUGUCUGAGUAUUGAUUAAGAAUUAUGUAAGAGAAUAUUUUGGUUGGAUUUACUGUAUGGAUACUUCAGCCAGUACUUACCUAUCCUUUAAGCACAUUGCCCUAGUGCAGUGAUGUGCUUGAUAUUUGAAUAGAAAGCAUACAUUCCUUUGUAACUGCAUUAGUUUUGUGCAUCCCUUGUCAAGCUGAAACCCCUUUAAAAUAUUAUAAUCAAUUUUGGUGCUUGUGAUUUAGUUUCGUCUUGAUUUAGUUACAAUCGCAGAUAAUAUAUUUAUUAUAGAAGUUUGUUGCUCAUAAUUAUGUGCAAGGGGUCAGUCAGUGCAUAACUGACUAAGCCAAGGUCCAAAGGGAAUGAAUACACCUAGCAUGGAGAAAUUAGGUGAGGGUUGACCUGCUGUGGCUGUGACAGCUUAUUCAUUCACUAACAUUACACAAGGGCAAGGGAAAUUCCUUAGGAAAACAAUGUGGUGAUCAGUAACAGAGACCUGUCUGACCCUGGCCCUUCCUAUAGUGUUCGAGUGAGCAGGAAAUGGGUUUGUUGGUUAGAGGCAGCUGGGUGCACCAGAGUGGUGGGCAGGAGAGGGGAGAAUGGAAGGGCUUAGAUUAUUAUGUCCACUCAGAGCGAGUUCCUGGAGUUCUGCAAAAACGAGCACCCUUCUCAUGGUAUUUUGGACAAGAGGAUCUAAUGAGAUCGGUGCUUUAUUUUUGUGUCAGUGUAAACUGAGACUCACUGUGGCUCACUGAGACAGGAUGACCUGAGGCUGACCUUUCUUCAAAUACUUCCCUCAAACUGGGAGCCACCAAUCCUCUUACUCCUAACCACCCACCGUCCCCCUCUCAAAACCUGCACAGUCUUAAGCUAUUCUCAGUGACAUCACUAGGAACUAAGUAAUUCAUGCCAGCCAAGUGAACAUAUACAACUAUACAAUGACUUUGUAUGUGAGUGACCUUGUUGUUUAACCUGAAGUAACAGGUUCAGUCUGUUCUACUGUAAGAAAGAAUGUGUGAGCUGUGUUCCAGUUCUUGUAUAUAAAAUUUACGUUUACAGCCAUCAGUGUGAGCGAAUGGGUCAUGUCUGAACAUAUACUGUGUAAAUAUUUGCGGAUAAAUGUAUAUUAUAUGGGCCUUUGUGGAAUAAAGAGUGUAUUUUACUGCAGCUGAUGCUGUUGCUUAUACUGUACUCAAUAAAAGUUCAAUUAUAUCAAUCAA